Molecule: messenger RNA, 2408 nt
Organism: Ostrea edulis (European flat oyster)
Lineage: Eukaryota; Metazoa; Mollusca; Bivalvia; Ostreida; Ostreidae
Product: cleavage and polyadenylation specificity factor subunit 3-like
Exons: 17
Coding region: 82-2142 (686 amino acids)
Biological process (GO): mRNA 3'-end processing by stem-loop binding and cleavage
Cellular component (GO): mRNA cleavage and polyadenylation specificity factor complex
Molecular function (GO): RNA endonuclease activity; 5'-3' exonuclease activity; RNA binding
Source: RefSeq, a predicted model, not a curated record
CUUCGUUUCUUGAGAAUUUGAUAUUAGUUGGGGGAAAAAAUCUGGAGGGAGCGAAACGCGAAUGUUUGUUAGUGAAUAAAUAUGUCAAAGACAGGCGAAACAGUGGUCCCUGCAGACGAAAGUGACACUCUAUUAAUCAGGCCAUUGGGCUCGGGACAAGAAGUUGGAAGGUCAUGUCAUUUGCUAGAAUUCAAAGGCAAAAAGAUUAUGCUAGACUGCGGGAUUCACCCUGGACUUAAUGGUUUUGCUUCUCUUCCCUUCUUGGAUCUGGUAGAGGUGGAGGAUGUUGAUCUACUUCUUAUCAGUCACUUUCAUCUUGAUCACUGUGGUGCCUUGCCAUACUUUCUGGAGAAAACACAGUUUAAAGGUCGAUGUUUCAUGACACAUGCCUCCAAAGCCAUCUACAGGUGGUUGUUAUCUGAUUACGUAAAAGUUAGUAAUAUAUCCACAGAAGACAUGCUUUAUACCGAGAGUGAUAUAGAAAACAGCAUGGACAAAAUAGAAACUUUAAAUUUUCACCAGGAAGUAGAAGUGAAUGGCAUCCGAUUCUGGUGCUACACAGCCGGUCAUGUGUUGGGAGCAGCCAUGUUUAUGAUAGAGAUUGCUGGUGUCAGGGUUUUAUAUACAGGUGAUUUCUCAAGACAGGAAGACAGGCAUUUAAUGGCUGCUGAGAUCCCCAAAAUUCACCCGGAUGUUGUUAUCAUUGAGUCAACAUAUGGCACUCACAUUCAUGAGAAGAGAGAAGACCGAGAGGCUAGGUUCACUGGACUAGUCCAUGACAUUGUCAGUAGGGGUGGCAGGUGUCUUAUACCUGUGUUUGCCCUUGGGAGAGCCCAGGAGUUACUUCUUAUACUAGAUGAGUAUUGGAGCAAUCACCCUGAAUUGCACGACAUUCCUAUCUACUAUGCAUCAUCACUGGCCAAGAAAUGCAUGAGUGUGUACCAGACUUAUAUCAACGCAAUGAACGACAGGAUACGGCGGCAGAUUAACAUCAGCAACCCCUUUGUGUUUAAACACAUAUCAAACUUAAAGAGUAUGGAGCACUUUGAGGACAUUGGUCCAUCGGUUGUUUUGGCCAGUCCAGGAAUGAUGCAGAGUGGUCUGUCCAGGGAGCUGUUUGAGAGCUGGUGUACAGACAAAAGAAAUGGCUGUAUUAUAGCAGGUUACUGCGUGGAAGGCACACUGGCCAAGCACAUUCUGUCAGAGCCUGAUGAGAUUAUGACAAUGGCUGGUCAGAAGCUGCCCCUGAAGUGCUCUGUGGACUACAUAUCAUUUUCUGCUCACACAGACUACAAACAGACUAGUGAAUUCCUCCGAGCUCUCAAACCAGCUCAUGUUGUGCUUGUUCAUGGAGAACAGAAUGAGAUGUCGCGAUUGAAGGCAGCUUUGAUUCGAGAAUAUGAAGAUGACACAGAGUACCAAAUGAAUGUCCACAAUCCUCGAAACACAAUAGCUGUAGAACUCCACUUCAGAGGAGAAAAAAUGGCCAAGGUUGUCGGCAGUCUUGCAGCAGAAAAGCCUAAACAAGAUCAGCGAAUCUCGGGAAUAUUGGUCAAAAGAAAUUUCAACUACCACAUCAUGGCACCAACAGAUCUGUCAAAUUACACGGACCUGGCAAUGAGUACUGUGACCCAGAGAUUAAGUAUCGCCUACACUGGGACAGUGGCUCUGUUGAGGUACUACCUUACACAGCUCUCCUCAGACAUCGAACAAUUGGAGAAGGCAGACAAACCCACGUUGAGGAUAUUCAAGUCUGUCAACCUCGUCAUAGAACCAAAGAUGGUCAUUAUAGAGUGGGUGGCUAAUCCUGUGACAGAUAUGUAUGCAGAUGCAGUAGUGACCGUGGUCUUAAGAGCAGAGAGUGACCCAAUGCCGCAAAAAAGCGUGCCGCCCCCACUGGUUGUGGACAAGUCUCAUGUUCAGGAAUGUCUGUUAGAGAUGUUGACAGACAUGUUUGGCAGCGAGGGAAUCAGCAAGAUGAUCAGAAACAACAUGGUCACCGUCACAGUGGACGAGAAGAUUGCAACCAUCAAUGUCGAUUCGCUGGAGGUGCGUUGCGAUGAUGAAGAGCUACAGCAGGUAUUAUUGACAGCUGUCAAAAAUCUGUACCAGGCCAUUGCACCAAUCAAACAGACAGGCUGACAAAGUGACCACCCCUUUAAUAGUUGUGGACUCGAACUGACUAGAGGGCGGGGCUCUCUGUUAACCAUGCUCCUAACACAAGAGAAUUUCUUGUCAUUUGAAUUAGUGUUACAAAGAGACACAAGAAUUCUGUGAAAGUUCAUUUACCAUCUUGUUUGUUUAUGCAGUGAUGCUCAUUAUGUGUUUGCAAUGAAGUCUGCAGGAUGUUUCAUUUCAGAUUUAUGUUUUAUGGAACUUUGAUGAAUAAAUGAUUAAUACUAGAAAAA